AUUAAAUGAAAAAGAAAUCUGUAUCUACAAGUGCUUCGCUUCCAAUGCCUUACUUUAACGUGUACUUCAAAAUUCACUAUCACACUCAACCAGGAAAGGCAAUUUAUAUAGUAGGUGAUAGUAAUAUCCUCGGUAAUUGGGUGUCUACCUAAGGAGUGCGACUACAAUGGAAUGAGGUAUCAUUUGAAUGAUAAUUUUCGAAAGAAUGACGAAUGGACAAUUUGUAUUAAAAUAGAUCGAUCUAAAUAUUUGAGGAUCGAGUAUAAAUUCAUUGUUAAUAAUUAUGAUUAUCCAACUUUGAAUGAUACACUGUGGGAACCUGGGGAAAACAGAGUCAUCACUAAUCAUAUGAUUGAGAAUGAGACUAAAUCUGAAUAUUUUAAUUGUAUUUAAUAAAUUAAUUAUUCAAGGUGAAUACUGGGGAUACAGAACAAUUAAAUUGAAAUUAAAUUACAAUUUACCUGAAAAGUAGAGAAUGAUGAUAGUGGGCAGCAUUGAAUAACUAGGUCAAUGGAUUCAUCCAGUACUCAUGAAAUAAUAGUCUAAAAUUGACAUAAGUAAUUUUGAUUCAGUAAAAUUUAGUAAGUGGAGAGACAGUAUAAUAAUGGUCGAUCUCCUUUAUUGUUGACUCUAUGCAUUUUUCAUUCAGAUAUUUCUAUGUCAUAAGAAAUGAUGACACAGGUUCAAUGAUAUGGGAGAGAGGUAAUGGAAGAUAUUUGAAAUCUAGUGAUCUCAAAUCCUUCAGAUUGGUUCAAGAUCAAUAUUCUACAUCUCCCAUUAAAAUCAAGACUCAAUUGUUAACUGCUUGUCAACAUCAGCGACUCCAUAACAAGAAAAAUGGAUCAUUUUGUUCAGAAAAACAAUAAAAGCUACACAAAGAAAAAAGCAUGGGAUAUUCAUUUUCGGAUAAGGAACCAUCAUUUUUUUAUUAUGAGUCCUUUGGAAGACUCAAUAAAUUAGACUGGAAUUUUGUAGUGCAAUUCUCCAUCACUCAAAUAAAUGAAAACAUCAUCAUAGGUCCUUAUCCCCAAAAUGAAUAAGACAUAGUCAUCUUAAAGAAUUAGGGUGUUAAAGCAGUUCUGAAUUUAUAAACAAGAUUGGAUGUAUAUCAUAGAGGAGUGGAUUGGGAUGAGAUUUUAUCUAGUUACAAGAAACACAAUAUUUAGAUGAAGAACUUCGAGAUCUUUGAUAUGGAUCCAUAAGAUUUUGAAAAAAAAAUACUUAAAGCUGUGUAAAUACUCAAGAAAUUAAUCAACUAAUAUGAAUCUGUAUAUAUCCAUUGCACUUCUGGUAUUGGAAGAGCACCCUCUCUUGUAGUCAUCUAUUUGUCAUCUGUUUUGUAAAUUCCAUUAAAUGAAGCAAUAACCAUUGUGAAAAAUAAGCGAGAACAUUUUUAUAUUAAUUUUAGUAUUUAUUAGAUAUUUACAUAGACAUGUUGAAAAGGUCUCUAGAGAAAACUAUGAUUUACAAUAGUGGCUUAAAAUAUGAAAACACCUCCCAUGUUAUAGAUUUUUAAAUACAAAGUUCUGGCAAAAUUAAAAAAUAAUAAUUUGAUUACAAUCUACUUUAUUGA
This is a messenger RNA of Paramecium octaurelia, 1573 nucleotides long. The record is from the annotation of a GenBank genome assembly. Lineage: Eukaryota; Ciliophora; Oligohymenophorea; Peniculida; Parameciidae.